Messenger RNA from Brassica rapa (field mustard), 6792 nucleotides. Its product is annotated as BTB/POZ domain-containing protein At1g30440. The record is from RefSeq and is a predicted model, not a curated record. Lineage: Eukaryota; Viridiplantae; Streptophyta; Magnoliopsida; Brassicales; Brassicaceae. Gene Ontology annotation, molecular function: protein binding.
GAUGAUCGUGUUUUAGGGAUUGUGUUUGUAUAGAGGGAAGCUAGAAAGUUCUGUUAAUGUUCUCUGUUUAGUGACGGCGAUUUAUAUUUUAGACUGCUUUCGUUCGAAGUUUUUGUUUGACUCAUGAUGACACAAAACUUUAGUGAUUGCAAAUGUGUAACAACGUCGAUCAUUUUUCACUUCACUGUUAAGAUUGUUCUGAUGGGCCUCACUUCUACCUUUUCAAUUGCAAAUUCAAAGGAAUACGUGAUGUAACAUGUUUAAUGAAUAUAAAACAACAUAAAUGAUCAUUAAUCAAAGUAGAUCCUUGAUGUGUAGACCAGAGAGCUAUUAGGACUGUUUUUUGAUAUUCAUUUUUUUUAUCGUAGCGGCUGAUGCAGGGUCUUCUAAAAAGGGCCUAAUUAUGCUUUACUCAACUAACUCUCUAGUUUCUUUAAUAGGUGCACUAUUGCAAAAAAAAAUAAAAAUAUAUAUAUAAGGUAUUAGUAGGCAUGGAACAUGAAUUAUAAGGGGUGCACAGCUUGAUUUUUGCCAUCUCAUACCACAAAGUUUUAAUGAUUUUAUGAAUUUGUUAUUAUUAUUUCUAAUACUAGUAUGGGUGGCAUUAACCUGCCUUGGGUAUACUUACCUUAUUCGUCUCCGAGAUUGGGAGACUGCCAGUUUUCUUUACAUGAUAUCAAUACAGGAUCCAAAUGUUGUCUUACCGAGUUGUGACAAAGAAUACAGAGAACGAGCUGUUGUAAAGUGGAUUGGUACUAGUUAUUUAAUUAUGGUUUAAAAAUUUAAGGGGGGCAAAUCGCAAAUGAACUGUGAAUGAGUUAUAAAUCUUGCCCUCCUUUUUUUUUGUUUGACUAUUUUUUUAUUGAUUAAACACUAUAAAUGCACCUCUUCUCUUCCAAAAAAACGUUGUGAGCACGCUGACAUUGCUGAUUCAGAAAGAAAGAGGUGACUUGUGUUAUCUUAUUAUUUCGCUUUUCUCCGUUGAUCUGUUUCUUUUUACAUUGAUUUGGUGACUUGAAUGUUGCUCUUAGAUCUAUAUAUGUAAUCAAGAUUAAGAAGCUCUCUGACUUAUCAUAUAACUUGUUGUCAUUGACAACCUUUAUUGAUUUAGUUUGGUUGUUAAGACCAAACACUGGAUCAUUUCGUUGUUACUUGUUUUGGGCUUCUUUAAUUGGAGGAUUCAAUCCUCGAUAGAACCAUCUCUACAUGAUAUCUUCCUAUCGAAAAGUUUAGAUUGGUGAUCGUUGAGUUUCGUAAAGACUGAAUUUAAAUAUGUUUUGUGCAGAAAAGAUGAAAAACAUACAUUUGGUUAAGAAUCUAAACAUUGAAUUCAGAAAAUUUUGGUUUAAAAAUCUAAACAUCUAAUAUAAAGACUUAACGGCCAAGCUGAUGUAAAAUCUAAACAUUUUAUUGUUAUUUUCAUCUUAGAUAUACGUUUGGUUUUGGAUCAAUUAUACGCUUAUUACGCUCCAUUGUUUUAUAAUUGAGAAUGUAAAUGUCAUUAAAAUAAAAUGUAAGCUAUAUUUCAAACUUAUAAAAGACUUGAGGGUAAUUUUAAAUUUGCACAUAAUUUGGGGUAUUCUAUCAAAUAAUCUCUAAUUUCUAUCACGGGUUUUGAUAAUUUCUGUCUUGCAUUGAAUUUCUUCACUCUCCUUGUUCAUGGCUGAUUCUUGAAAAUUGUUAUUCCUACCAUGCCUGCAUUAUACUCUACUGCUCUUAUAUAUUAGCCAAUAUUUCUCACAAGCUUAAUUAGGGUUUUGAUUUUUGUGGAUUGAUUUGUUUUACGGUUUUGGAUAGCUAUGGAAUUUCCUUAUUGAAUUAUGUUGACAGGAAGUAUGGCAUGCAUGAAGCUGGGAUCAAAAUCAGAUUCAUUCAAAAGACAAGGCCAGGAUUGGUUUUGCACAACUGGACUUCCAAGUGAUAUCAUCAUUGAAGUUGGAGAGAUGUCUUUCCAUCUCCACAAGUUUCCCUUGCUCUCAAGAAGUGGAGUCAUGGAAAGAAGGAUUGCUGAGGCGUCUAAAGAAGGGGAUGACAAAUGUCUCAUUCAGAUUUCUGAUUUUCCUGGCCGAGACAAAACGUUUGAGCUAGUCGCCAAGUUCUGCUAUGGUGUGAAGCUUGAACUCACUGCCUCCAACGUUGUAUGCCUCAGAUGCGCUGCUAAGCAUCUCGAAAUGACAGAAGAGUAUGGGGAAGGAAACCUAAUUUCCCAAACCGGAAAGUUUUUCAACCAAGUCGUCUUCAAGAGCUGGAAAUAUUCUAUAAAAGCGCUUCAAUGCUGCGAUGAGGUCCUCAAGUACGCUGAUGAAUUCAACAUUACCAAGAAAUGCAUUGAAUCAUUAGCCAUGAGAGCAUUGGCAGAUCCAAACUCGUUCGUGGAGCAUGGUGGUGGGCCCAUGCAGAGUCCAGGGGGCAGCGUUUUAUGGAACGGGAUAAGCACAGGGGCUAGACGUGAAGACACUAGUUCAGAUUGGUGGUACGAGGAUGCGUCCAUGCUUAGUUUUGCUCUUUUUAAGAGACUUAUCACACUCAUGGAUUCCCGAGGAAUAAGAGAAGAAAUCGUCGCCGGUUCCCUAACCUAUUACACCAGAAAAUACUUGCCUGUCUUAAAGCGACGUCACAGUGGUAGUUCUUCCAUCACACCUUUGAGCUCAGGGAGUAGUGUAUUAUUGUCUGAAGAAGAGCAGAAACACUUGCUUGAAGAGAUCCAGGAGCUUGAUCUUCCCUGUAUGCAAAAAGGUUUACUUCCGACCAAGUUUUUCGUAGACAUGCUUAUAAUCGCCAAGAUUCUGAAAGCUAGUCCGAGUUGCAUAGAGAAUUUGGAGAAGCGGAUAGGGAUGCAGCUUGACCAGGCGACGUUGGAAGAUCUUGUAAUGCCUAGCUUUUCUCAUACUAUGGAGACUCUAUAUGACGUUGACUCUGUGCAAAGGAUCCUGGACUACUUUCUUAGUAGGGUUCAUACUAUGCCCGUAGGGGCUAGCUCCUCGUGUUCUUCAGUAGAAGACGGGAAUUUAAACGGAUCCCCACAGUCAAUGGCAGCGGUUGCGAAGCUGAUAGAUGGGUAUCUUGCUGAAGUUGCUCCUGAUGUCAAUCUCAAGCUUGCAAAGUUCCAAGCUUUAGCCGCUUCGGUUCCUGAAUACGCCAGACUCUUAGAUGACGGGCUCUAUCGUGCAAUAGACAUCUACCUAAAGCAUCAUCCGUGGUUAGCGGAAACAGAAAGAGAGGAUCUUUGUAGGUUGUUAGACUGCCAAAAGCUCUCUACGGAAGCUUGCACACACGCAGCACAGAACGAGAGGUUGCCUCUAAGAAUAAUAGUCCAAGUGCUCUUCAUCGAGCAACUUCAGCUCAAGGCCUCUGUUGCUGAAUGCCUCCCGGUUUUAGGCAGCCUCGAUGGCCGGUCAAGAAAGUUAGGAAGCAACGGAUUUUCAGGAGAAUCAACCAAAGGAGGAUGGGAAACCGCAGUAAGGGAGAAUCAAGACCUGAAAGUUGGAAUGGACAAAAUGAGAAUGCGGGUUUGCGAGUUAGAGAAAGAAUGUUCAAAAAUGAGACAGGAGAUUGAAAAACUCGAUAAGACAACAAAGGGUGGUGGUGCUUCUGGAAGCGGCAGCAAAACGUGGGAAAACGUUUCUAAGAAACUCGGAUUCGGUAUGAAGCUGAAGUCACAUCAAAUUGACAGUGCUCAAAAAGUAUCCAGCUUAAAGUCUAACAACGAGAAUGUGAAGAUAGAGAAGCUUAAGGAUGUCAAAGAGCGUCAAGGGAAGUAUUAGUUCGGAAAGGUCAGAAAUGGAAAAAGUUCCAUGGAUUGAUUGUCAAGUUACCGUAUUUGGAAAUUGGAAUUGUUUAGCUUUUAAGAAGAAAAGGAAGCGUUUGUUGUUAAAAUGUGUGCAUCUUAUCUUUCAUGACCAAUCUAUGUUUUUUUAGGUAUCUUAUUUUUUUGGAACAAAAUUUUUGAGGUGGUAAAGAAAAUCUCAAUUAACCUCCACAAUUCUAAAUGAAAUUAUGAAGAGACAAUUAUAUCCUUUGCCCGGUUAUACAAUGAUUUAAAAUGCAUAAUUUUUGAAUAACGAGAACAUUCAAAUUUAGUAGGAUCCAAUUUCGAAAAAAAGAGUUCAUUUCUCUUUCGUAAAAAUUGAUAUAAUUGUUUGAGACAACUGAGAUAACAACAACUGAAAAAAAUUAAUAGAAUUGGAACAACUAACAAAACUGAUACAAUUAGUACAACUAAGGUCAAUAAUACAAUUGGGAUUGGAAAAAAACAUUUGCAAGCAUAUUUCAAGCUGGUUUGAUAGUAAAAACUCCAGAUGUUAAUUGUGUUUCGGUUCUGUGACUCUUAUGUUUGUGUUCAAUUUGUGUAACGUUUGGGAUGUUCUUUUGUUUAGUAAUACUAGAGACGAAUGUGAUAUGCUCAAAUAUAGUCUGAGCUACUUUACAAAUUUAUAGGUGCAAUAGUAGUAAGUAGGGUCAAAUCCACUGAGACUCAAAAUCACUCAAUAGAUAUCAAAUUUCGAAUUAAGUUAAACAAAGAAAAAUUUUGUGCAAAUAAAAGAGAAAUAAAAACGGUUGUAAGGUAGAUUAGGAAAAACGCUAGACUUAGGAAUAUUCUCAUGUAAAUCAGAAUUGCAGAUCAAACAAUUUGCUAAAAGUUUAUGAAGAACAGUUUUGAACUCAAAUCACAAUAUUCAAAUUAAUCAACUUUCGUUGCAGAGAUUACAUAUGUCUAGAUCCUAGAAUUAUAAUGUUUUUUCAAAUUUAAUAGUUAAGACAAGCAUUAAACACAUGUUUGAUAAGUUCACAAAAUCCAUAAACCAAAUUUCUUUGGAGAUAAGUAUUUUCCUCUUCUAAUAUUAAAUCAGAAAAUCAAUCACACUUUCAUAUCUACCAAUUAUCCUAAAAUCUAAAUUUUAGGUUGUCAAUCCACAACUAGCAUUAGGUUCAAUCUAGAUGAAGAAUAGAAGAUUACCGUAACAAUUUUAUCACUCGAAUAAUUCAUCCUUAAGCAUUGAAAAACUCUAAAUCUAACAAAUAGAUUACUCAGACAUAUUCAAUGAAACAUAAAUCAUUACUUAAAUAAAUUGCAUUAAAAUAAAUAAAGUAAAUAAAAAAGUUCGAAAUCUUCUCUUUGUGAAUUUUGAUUUGUCUCUCUAAAAACCUUAAAAAAUCUCUCACCCAGUAUGAAUUCUCAUACAAUAACUCUUACAAAAAAAACUAAAUAUGGUCUAAAACACAAAAAUAACUUAUUUGCAAAAAGCAUAAACUUUUGAUCAGUCUUAAAUUUUUUGAACUUGUUAAAAACUCGUCGAGAAGUGUUGUCUCCGACACCAAUGUGUGGUGUUGACCAACACCAAUUCCAAAGAUACAAUCUCGACUUGUUCUUUUCAGCUGCAACUCUUCUUAAUGGUCCAAAAUGCUUCAAAAUUUUCAAUUUUGUCGAAAACGUACAUGAACCUGCAAUGACUCAAAAUUACUUGAAAAUACCCAAAAGACUUUGAUCCACUAAAAUAUGAUAUAUCAACUCUCUAAACUUAGUUUUUGCUUAUCCUCAAAUAAAACAGGAGACUAAACAUGUAAAAGAAGUUUGAAGAAAUGACACUCACAUAUCUUCUGAACAUUAUUUUUACCUCAAUCAGUGUAAGCCACAUCAACUAGUACCAACCUUAGAAAGUAUUUCUAUGUAUUCGACCUCUACUUAACAACCUAACCAUUUCAGCCCACAGUUCAUAAGAGAUAUCUAAAUUCAGCACUAUUGACCUCAUUUAAAGAGUUUAAAGUGCAGUCUCAUUGAAGAAAAAUCGAUCACAAGAGACAUGGACUCUUACUCAUUCAGGUUUCUGAUCACAUAAAUAGUCUUACUUUGGUUUAUUUCUUCUCUUUUUUCUCACUUCACUUAGUUUAUUUAUCCCUACUUUACAUGAUAUCAUUUUAUUUUUCUAUCGAUUGAGUUUAUUGGACAUGCUUCCAUGAGAUACAAAUACUAAUGAGGAUAACUAUUGAGUGUCUGGUUUACUUUUUUCUUAUAAGGCUUAUCCUUUUAAGUUUUAACCAUUGAGUUGUACUGUCUUCAAUCAAUAACUGAAAGAAUGGUAACUAAGGCGUCAAUUAGACGAUUAGUCCCAAAAAAAGUCAUAGUUCCCGACUAACUUUGACGCAAUUAAACAACACAAUUAACACUCAAAAACAAACACAGCGUUACCAACUACUUCCCCAAGACACAAGUAUAUAUAUUUGUUAUUUAAUAAUUAUUAAAAUAAUAUUUAUAUAUUUACAAAGUAUUAGUACUUUAAAAAACUGUAUAUUUAUAUUUUUCGUAAGAAGAGAUAGUAAAAUUUUAUUAGAUCGGAAUAAGAAAAAUAAGUAUGAAUAUCUUUUCAGUUAAUUUAUUUUAAAUAUUUAGAUAUUUAGUUGAAUAAUUAAAUUGUUAAAAAAAUAUUAAAAAUAUAGUUAAUAUAAAUGUCUAAAUUUGAUUUAUCACACAAUAAACCAAUAUAUUCUUUUUUACACCUUCUUGUUUUAAGACACCCAUAUCAUGAAGAUAUCGAAAUGUUAUAUUUAGAUUUUGACUGGUGUAACUGCAGCUGAUACGGUUGCGGGAGUUUGCAGAUGCGGGUGGUUGCGGUUUUAAGUAGUUUUAAGAGAUUUGUACGACUAGUACUGCGGUUAGAAAUUAGUGCGUUUGUGGGAUACUUAUGACUGACAAACCACCAAAUACAAUAGCGGUUAAAUAAUAAAUUAAUAAUAUAUAUAUUUUAUAUAAAUAUAAAAAUAUUAAAAACAUAAUAUUAUAAUAAAUAUAAAAAU